GUGAUGAGCAGGACCCAGAUGGUGCCUGCGCUUAUGGAGCUUCCGUUUCUGUGGAAGAAAACAGACAGAAACCGAGGAAAUAAAGGAGAUAAUUUCAGAUAGUGUGUGGUUGUGGAAGAUGGAGGAAUAUGAGAAGUUCUGUGAGGAAAGUCUUGCCAGAAUCCAAGAGGCACCUUUGUCUGAAGACAACUUUCUGCAUCCCGGGUCUGACAGCAUUUCACUUAUCCGCUUCCAUGGAGUUGCUGUGCUUUCUCCCCUGCUCAGUCUUGAGAAAAGGAAGGAGAUGCAACAGGAAAAGCAGAAAGCACUCGACGUAGAAGCAAGAAAGCAGGUUAAUCGGAAGAAAGUUUUACUGACGCGAGUCCAGGAGAUUAUUGAAAAUGUUCAGGUUAGAAAAGCACCCAGCGUCUCCGCUUUUGAGCUGUGGGAGACGGGAACUGUUUACUCUCAUCCCGACUCGAAGAGCUUGGACCUGGCCCCCGCAUUUCCAAGCCUCCUGCCAAGCCCCAUCGAACGCUCCACACUAGCAGAGCUCGAGAGGACAGCUGGAGCUUUGCCAGCGAAUCAUGAGGCCCCAUCAGAGGUGAACGGGGUAGACGGAGCCACAGAGGCAGAAGCAUUGGAGCCCCUCAGGCCAUGUGAAAGGUCAGACGCCGGCCGCCCCGAAAGUGAAGUGCCGCCAACAGCCUCCCCAGCUGCCUCACUGGAGACGCUGAUUUCGGAAAAUUCCUGCCCAGCCAGGGGAGACCAGGACCUGUCCCCCGGGGGCGAGGCCGUGCCCGACCCCUAUGUCCUGAGUCUGCAGAACCUGAUGAAGAAGUCCAGGGAGUACAUCGAACAGUCCCGACGCAGCCUGAGUAGCGGAGGCAGGAGGAGUGGCCACGAGAGUCACUCAGACAAGGAGAACAACGAGACUGUGAGAGUGACCGCGAGGGUGGUGGAGAAGGCCCAGCCAACGGGCAGGCACUGUGGCCCCCUCAUCCCCGACAAACCAAGCCUUGACAAGUCCAAUGUUCUCCUCCAGGGGGUUUCUGCGUCGGUCAGCAGCCUGAGGGGAGCUGGCUGGGGCGACCUGUCCACCGUGGUCCUGCCGAUGGUCCCCACUGCUGGCGUGGACCCUCACACUGAUGGUCAAGGCCUCCCCAUGUUUGUCCCCGAGAAUAAUGUCAUCAGAAGCCUCACAAGUUCCUAUGCCAAAUUACCUAGUCCAGAGCCCAGCCUGAGCCCCCAAAUGCACCGAAGGCGCUCCCGGCCACCCUCGGCGUGUCACAUCCUCAUCAAUAACCCCAUCAACGCCUGUGACCUCAGCCCCAAAGGAAAGGACCCCGCCAUGGGCGCCGGGCCGGGAACACCUGGCCCCGACCCUGUGCCAAAGUUCCUCUUCGAUGUCACAGGAGUUGUUGGUCCCGGCCAGGUUCACGGCGGCACUCACAUUCCCGAAGCCAUCGAGGAAAUAGUGGCGGGGAAGAUGAACCAGGCGUGUCCGCCUCCAGAAAGUCUGCCGGAAGAUGAGCCCCUGCGUGAGCUCGCCCUCACAGAAGGUCAGUCCGCAGUAGACGGGAGAGGCCCCCACCGGAGGGACAGUGCUGGCCCUGCCGUGCCAGGGACGCCCGAGCCGGUGGGCACCGUUGGCCCGAGUGCCCCAAGUCCGAACAUGGCAGCUGCAAGUGGUCUCAGGCCGGCUGACACCUUGGAGAACAACGCAAGCUCCUCGCAGACGGAGCUGAACAAGUCUUACGACGUGAAGAACCCCUCUCCUCUACUGCUGCAGAGCCAGAGUGCCAGGCAGCCCGGGGAGUCCUCCGCGGCGCCCGCGGGGAAGGACCAGGUUGGGGAUCCCAGUUUGGAGAAAGUGAAACGGAGGCUUGAUCUAGACGCCGACAGUGUGCAGAAGGAGAACUGCCCGUACAUCCCGACCGGGGGAAUCAGUGACCCGGAAAGGCCACAGUUGUCAGAAAAGCGAUUCUCCAAGGGCUUGGGCUGCCUGCACAGGAGUAAAAUCCUCGAAAGUGCUUCCAAAGAGGGCGAGGAGAUACUCCGAAGCAAGAUGCUGGCCUUCGAGGAGAUGCGCAAGAGGCUGGAGGAGCAGCACGCCCAGCAGCUGUCCCUGCUGAUAGCCGAGCAGGAGCGGGAGCAGGAGCGGCUGCAAAAGGAAAUCCAAGAGCAGGAGAAACUGUUGAAGGAGAAGAAAAUGAUUCUAGCAGAGGCUUCAGAGCUGGCGGUGGGGAAGGCCGCGGACUCUGAGUGGAAGAAGAUGAGCGACGCGGGGCUGCUGGAAGCCGUGCUGGCCCAGGCGGACCCCCGCCGCCCCCGCAGCCCCGGCAGCUCUGGUUUCACCCACACUGGCCUCCAGCACGGCUCUGUCUCUGCCACCGACGCACCUUUCUACCUCUGGGGGCCGGCGGCCAGCGGCUUGGCCAAACUCUCCGCCCCGCGGCCCGCAGGAAGGGCCAAAGCGAAAUGGUCUCAGGUCUUCAGUGCAGAAGUACAAGUGAAAUUUGACAAAAUAACCGCAGUGGCAAGAGGGUUUCUUACUCGGAGGCUUAUGCAGACGGAUAAGCUGAAGCAGCUCCGGCAGACCGUGAAAGACACGAUGGAAUUCAUCCGGAGCUUUCAGUCAGAAGCACCCCUGAGGAGAGGCGUUGUUUCGGCCCAGGAUGCUUCUCUUCAGGAGAGAGUGUUGGCUCAGCUGCGAGCUGCUCUGUAUGACAUUCACGACAUAUUCUUCGUGAUGGAUGCGGCGGAAAGGAUGUCCAUCCUCCACCAUGACCGGGAGGUUCGCAAGGAGAAGAUGCUCAGGCAGAUGGAUAAAAUGAAAAGUCCACGGGUGGCUCUUUCAGCUGCAACACAGAAGUCUCUCGAUAGGAAGAAGUUCAUGAAAGCUGCUGAGAUGGGAAUGCCAAGUAAGAAAUUUCUGGUUAAACAAAGUCCUUCUGAAGCCAGAGUCCUUCAGCCCAACCAAGGGCAGAACACUCCUGCUAAUCGGUUGCUCAGCCGGCAAGGAACCCCUAAGACAGCAGUGAAGGGGGGUGUGCCCGCUAGACAGAAGUCUUCACAGAGCAGAGAGCCUAGCAGAGCGCCUGUGUCAGGAGUAUAUGCAGGAAAAAUCCAAAGAAAGCGGCCAAAUGUUGCGACAAUUUAAGAAGACAACAUUCACUGGGAUAAAAAAAAAAGGAAAGAAAAGAAAAGAAACAGUGGGGGAGGGUCCGCAGGCUUCUGCUCUCUGCCUGAGACUGGUUUCUUUCCGGACUUUGUUUACACGGGCACAGUA
Molecule: messenger RNA, 3271 nt
Organism: Sorex fumeus (smoky shrew)
Lineage: Eukaryota; Metazoa; Chordata; Mammalia; Eulipotyphla; Soricidae
Gene: CCP110
Product: centriolar coiled-coil protein 110
Exons: 15
Coding region: 119-3142 (1007 amino acids)
Biological process (GO): regulation of cytokinesis; centriole replication; centrosome duplication
Cellular component (GO): centriole
Source: RefSeq, a predicted model, not a curated record